Messenger RNA from Thermothelomyces thermophilus ATCC 42464, 1284 nucleotides. RefSeq lists its product as uncharacterized. Gene Ontology annotation, molecular function: methyltransferase activity. The record is from RefSeq and is a predicted model, not a curated record. NCBI's taxonomy places the organism in Eukaryota, Fungi, Ascomycota, Sordariomycetes, Sordariales, Chaetomiaceae. The transcript has 4 exons. Gene Ontology annotation, biological process: methylation. Bases 112 to 1284 code for a protein of 390 amino acids.
CCACACUUACAUUGCGGCCCCCCCCCUUGCAUCUUCGGCAACUUCAACUCCACCACCACUUCCAUCCAGAUUGGAAUUCAGAGACAGACCACCCUAGCGCACCGAUUCGUCAUGUCUACCGGUACUACGACCACCCCUUCGACUGCCCAAGCCUCUGGCGGCGACGAGGCGACAGACCUCAGCAAGCAAUAUGACACGCCUCUGGGCCUCGCACACACCACGAUGCAGGCUCUCAAGGACCGCAUCAAGCUGCACUACGACCUCGCCAGCGACUACUACCUGAACCUGUGGGGUGAACACAUCCACCACGGAUACUGGCCCACCGAGUCAUCCAAAGCGAACGACUCCAAGGAAACGGCCCAGCUUAACCUCAUCCGCCUGCUGCUCUCCAUCUCCGGCCUGCUCCCGCAAGAGCGGGAUGGCAAUGGCGAAGAGAAGCAGCUGCGCAUCCUCGACGUCGGGUGCGGCAUCGGCGGGACGACGCGCUACCUGGCUUCUGCCCUGGCCGCGGCCGUGACGGGCAUCACGAUCUCGGGGAAGCAGGUGCAGAUCGCGAGCAGGUUGUCGAGAUCCGCCGCCGCUGCUGCUGCUGCUGCUGCUCGUGGGCCGGGCUUGGAUGCCCCGCCGGCGGCGGCGGCGAGCGGCGGCGGCGACGACGACGACGACGACGACGCGGACGGGUUCAUCCCGCUCGGCGACAAGGGCGGCAAGGUGCGGUUUGUCGAGCUCGACGCCGAGCAGAUGGGCGACUACUUCGCCUCUUCGACCUCGUCGGCGUCGGCGUCGGCGUCGUCGCCUGGGCGCGAAGGCGGAGGAAACGGGGGACAGGGUUUGUUCGAUGUCGUCUGGAUUAGCGAAGCGCUCUCGCACUUCCCCAACAAGGUCCUGUUCUUCCGCAACGCGCACCGGCUGCUCCGCCCCGGCGGGAAACUGGUGCUGGCGGACUGGUUCAAGGCCGAGGAUCUGGAGGACGGUGUCUUUGAGGCGGAUAUCAAGCCUAUCGAGGAUGGCAUGCUUCUCCCACCGUUGUGCACGCAGCAAGAGUACGUGGGCCUGGCUACGGAUGCUGGCUUGAAGGUUUUGGGCGGGCCGAAGGAUAUCAGCAAGGAUGUAAGCAAGACUUGGGACAUCUCGUGGUCGCUGGUGCAGAAUCCCUCGCUGUGGGCAUUUGCCUUUAGUCAGGGAAGAGACGGCAUCGCCUUCUUGCAGGCCUUCCGCGCCAUGAGAAGAGGGUAUGCGAACGGGAGCUUCCGAUAUGCUGUCAUGUCCUUUGCGAAGCCGUAA